Messenger RNA from Rhagoletis zephyria (snowberry fruit fly), 3708 nucleotides. RefSeq names its product spindle orientation adaptor protein inscuteable (gene insc). The record is from RefSeq and is a predicted model, not a curated record. Gene Ontology annotation, cellular component: apical cortex. Lineage: Eukaryota; Metazoa; Arthropoda; Insecta; Diptera; Tephritidae. Gene Ontology annotation, molecular function: cytoskeletal adaptor activity. Gene Ontology annotation, biological process: apical protein localization; regulation of asymmetric cell division; asymmetric cell division.
CUACCAAAAAAAAAAAUACCAAAUCAAAAUAUGGCUUUUCAACGCAGUUAUAGCAAAGUGUGGUGGGGCUCCGACAACCAGCAACUACCCUCAUCUUUAUCAAUAUCCUCAGCGGCUGGCGGUGCUACAUCCUUAACAAACAGUACUAGCUUUACAAGUGGCGGCUUCUACUACGGUUCACAGUUUUCCCAGAAGACACAGCAGCAAUUGAAUGCGCAGCGUUUCCAAUACAAUAACCACAGUGGCGGCUACCAUUCGCUCGAUUCGGGCAGCAUUCGCUCGUAUGUGGGGAAUUUAUCGCGCAUACAGGAAGUCGACGAUGAGCACAACAGCUCCAAGUUAUCGUGGGGCAAACGUGAUAGCCCCGGUAGUCUGCGCAGUCAGGACUCUGGUUUCUCUGACAAUGAUGAAUCGCAUAGUGGUCGCAGCCUUGGUGGUCGUUCAUCCAAACCUGCCUCGCCCAGCUCAAAGUCCACCGGCAGUGUAGUCGGUUCACCGAAUUCCGUACGUUCGCUGACAGUGGAGACACCACCCACAGUUAUUCGACGAGUUGGAAAGUCAGAAUUCUAUUCACCGUUGGUGAACGUAUCCCGUCGCAUAUCAUUUUCCGGUUCACCUGCCACAGCCGCAACACUGGAUGCCGCCAUUUCUGGCAGCGGUUUAAAAGCUGCAACGCAAGUUUCACCGAAACAGUUGACUGCCGCUGAAUCGUUGAUGAAUGAGGCCGUGAGUGCUGCGAAGAAAUUAAAUUUUGAUGAUGCAAAUACGUGUGGCGGACAAGCAGUUGCCGCCCCACAACAGGCGCAGCAGCAGCAGCCGAAACGUCGACGUCGCAUUAGUCGCCAGUCAACAAAGCCAUUGUCGCCCACAAAACGGCGCACUCUUCUGGAAGAGACUGACAUUAGUGACCAAGAAGGCGGUGCUGGCAGUGAUGUAACAAGCAAUUCGUUUGAUGAGCUUGACCGAUCAGCAGAGCGUAAUCGUUCACGUACUCGUUUGCACAUUGUGCCAGCCUACAACAAUGAAACGGUCUAUUUAGGUGUGUCUUGUACAUCUCCCACUACCAAGCCGUACAACAAUGAAACUAUGAUAUUGGGUGCCGGUGGUGAAAUCACCAGUGCUUCCUAUGAGAACACCAACAACAACACACUCAAAUUAGAUGAACUCGAUAAGACAAUGUCGCCGCUGAAAGUAGAUGAGCAGCGUUACUUGGCUAGUACGAGUACGCCAAAAGCGUCACCAAGCGAACAUGCGCGUUCGUGGAUCCAAAUGUCUCUCCGCCAGGUGGCACGGGAGUACACAACUCCGCUGCUGAACGGUCGUAUGUGUGACCUGCAACGUUGGCUUUAUGAUUUGCGUUAUUCAUACGAGCAGGAAGUAAUGUCAACGCUACAAACCAAGUCUAUUGCACAGGAAGCUUUCAAGAAUUUGACAAUUACCACAAACACAGUGGCCAAGCUGAUACGCCAGCUGCAACAGCGCGCGCUCUGCAUGCAAUCAGAUUUCGAGCGCGUCGAACGCAUACUAUCAGGGGCGCAAGAAGCCACACUACAUGAAGCGCUCUCCAGCGCCGAGCAGCUUGUUGCGAAUGUGGCGGAGUUUACGCAGGUACUCGAACGACGCGCGGUUUUCUUCAAUGACUCGCGCGUUGAUCGCAAGCGCUAUGAGGAAAAUAUCGAGCAGAUACGCAUAAUCACCAAAGAUACGCGAUACUCGCUCGAACGUCAGCACUACAUCAAUUUGGAAUCGCUAUUGGAUGAUGUGCAAGUGCUUAAGCGCUAUUUGCUGAUCAGUGUGCGGCAAGUGUUCGAGAAGAUGGUGCGCAUCAUAGUGCAGAGCGUGGAGCAGGGUCAGUGUGAUCUUAUGCUGCGCGCCAACAUUAAUAUGAUAGCCACCUUGAUGAAUAUCGACUACGAGGGUUUCGCUUCACUCACAGAUGCCUUUGUGCAGAACGAAGCUGUACGCGCUCUGCUCAUCGUUUGUCUGGAGAAUAAAUUAUCUUCGGUGCGCGCGCUAGCCUUACGUGCGUUGGCUACAAUUUGUUGCUCACCGGCGGCUAUUGCGCAGUUAGGCGCCUGCGGUGGCAUAGAGAUCGUGCGCGAUACCGUGCAAGUGCCGGGCAGAGAACGGUCAGGUGAAUUGAGACGCGGCGAUUUAGAGCGACGUGAAGCUGUUUCGCUGUUAACACAAAUCACCGCAGCCUGGCAUGGCCCUGAACAUCGAGUUGACGGUUUAAAGGCAUGCGCAGAGAUUAUUGUCGAGGGACUGACACAGUUGAUCAUGAGCACCGACUGUGCGCAGACGCUGUUGCUAUGCGCGGCAGCGUUGAAUAAUCUCAGUCGCAUUGAGGCGACAUCGCACUACUCGAUAAUGUCGAAUGAGGCGAUAUUUAAGCUGAUAGCAGUGGUGCAGGGACGAGGGGAGGAGACAUCAAUAUUUUUAUAUGAGCAAAUCGUUGCGAUGUUACACAAUAUGUCAGUGAACAAGAAGUGCCACAGUCACUUGGCCAAUGGCAGCAUCAUAAAUUUCAUCACGUCCGCAUACCAAACGGAGUUCUACAAAAGCUACAAUUCGCGCGCAGAGAGCGACGCACAGCGGCGCACCAUCAAAGCUAUUCUGCAUACGUUGACACAUUUGGUGCACGAGUCCAGUCUGGGCAUUGAACUGUUGGAGCAGCAUCGCGGUGUGCCUGCCUUCUUCCGGCAGGCAAUGCUCAUCGGUGGCGGCGGUGGUGGUAGCGCAGGUGGCGAACACUGGUCUUUGGAUGGCAGCCACAGCAGAGAUAUUUCGUUUUUGGCACGCCAAUUGCUGCAGGCCCAAAGACAGGAGCAGGCCAAUAUAACUGGGAUGUCAACGACGACGCUGGUUAGAGAUAAGGAGAUUAGCAACGCUGACGCUGAGUCUACUGUGGUUAGUACGAGUGCCACUGCUGGCGAUGGUGGUGGUGCUGUGCGAGGUCGUGUUGGCAGCGGCAACAGCAGCGCAGGCAAUUUUAAAUUCAAUUUGACGCGACAGGAGAGUUUCGUCUGAGUGGCUGCAUGCAACAGAGUUGUCGCAGUUUGGUGCGCGCUAAGGCGCUUUAGGCUGUUGUGGCACCGAAUUAUUCUAUUUGCCGGCUAUACUGGGUUGCCGGCUAGAGGGCACACAUACAUAUAACUUGUAUAUAUUAUCGAGGCAAUCGUGCGCGUAGCAUCGAUUUGGUGUCGUAAAGGUUGGAGCAGCUGCUGGUAACGUACGUACGUACAUAGUUGUAGUGGUGACAAUUAGCACGUGACGGCAUCGAGAGCUGCAUUCAAAAAACGAAUUGAAAAUUACAAUUGAAAAGCUGCUGGGUUUGGAAGAUUUUCGUACUUUAUUUUGGGUGGCUUUGCCAUUUUUGCUAUGUAAAAAUGUGUGCAAAGCCUAUUAUUUGUAAUAAAAAACAUAUAUGUAUUUUAAAUAAUUUAUGUUUAUAGGUACAUAUGUACAUGUAUACGUAUAUAUAAGUAUAUUAGGGCGCAUCAUUUUUUUUACUAUGCCGUAUACCAUAGUACGAUUCUACGUGUAUUUCUAAGCAAAUUUUCACGUUGCGGCCUCUGGUGGAAAUUUUAAGAAAAACGUAACUGCAGAAAUGGACUCCUCAAACCAAAAAAGCCUUUUUUUUAGGAUUUUUUUGAUAAAAAAUUUAAACACUUCUUUACCACACUACAGCAAAAUGCUAAGAAACCU